Molecule: messenger RNA, 1805 nt
Organism: Carya illinoinensis
Lineage: Eukaryota; Viridiplantae; Streptophyta; Magnoliopsida; Fagales; Juglandaceae
Product: GDSL esterase/lipase At1g54790-like
Exons: 7
Coding region: 126-1526 (466 amino acids)
Molecular function (GO): hydrolase activity, acting on ester bonds
Source: RefSeq, a predicted model, not a curated record
GGGAAUUUAAAGCAAGCUUUGACCAUGGCUACAUAAACACCAACCUGACACAUGAUAGGUGGUACGAGCCAUUUGGUAUUUUGGAUUAAGACAAUCAAGUGAAAAGGCUACAUGCAAUAGAAGCCAUGGCUGCAAAGAUCAUUAGUCUCCCAAUACUCACCUUGUUUUCAUUCAUUUUGCCACUUGCAAACUCCAUUGAUUUCCAUUAUCCCACUGUUUUCAACUUUGGUGAUUCGAAUUCGGACACAGGUGGGCUUGCUGCUGGGCUUGGCUUCCGCCUUGCCCCCCCAAAUGGACAAAUUUAUUUCAAGACUUCUUCAGGGAGAUUCUGUGAUGGUCGUCUCAUCAUAGACUUCCUCAUUAUUAACAACAAGAUAUGCAUGGCUACCAAGACAUGCAUACUCCAUGUUCUUUCCUUAAUUAUGUUCAUCUGUUUGCCUCUUUCCAAAUGCAUUCACUUCAACUUUCCUGCGGUUUUCAACUUCGGUGACUCAAAUUCUGACACGGGCGAGCUUAUUGCCUCCGGGAUUGAGAGCCUCGUGCCUCCUAAUGGAGAGACUUACUUCCAAACUCCAUCUGGGAGAUACUGUGAUGGCCGUCUAAUCAUUGAUUUUCUUAUGGAUGCAAUGGAUCUUCCAUUUCUAAAUGCCUAUCUGGAUUCAAUUGGAGUGCCAAGUUUCCGAAAAGGCUGUAAUUUUGCAACUGCUGGUUCAACCAUACUUCCAGCAACCGCAACAUCUGUCAGCCCAUUCUCAUUUGGGAUUCAGGUGGCUCAGUUCCUCCGAUUCAAAGCUCGGGUUAUUGAACUGAUAGCUAAAAGCAAGAAAUUUGAGAAGUACCUCCCGAAAGAAGAAUAUUUUGAUGAGGCACUUUACAUGUUCGACAUAGGCCAGAAUGAUCUUGCUGGUGCUUUUUAUUCCAAGUCAUUGGAUCAAAUUCUUGCUUCAAUUCCAACAAUCCUGGUUGAGUUUGAAAAUGGAAUAAAGAAACUAUAUGAUCAAGGGGCUAGGAAUUUUUGGAUACACAACACGGGUCCCUUUGGAUGCUUGCCUCAGAAUGUUGCCAGAUUUGGAACUGACCCAUCAAAGCUUGAUGAGCUAGGAUGUUUAAGCGCGCAAAACCAAGCAGCUAAACUUUUCAACAUCCAGCUUCAUGCUCUCUGCAUAAAAUUGCAAGCCCAAUAUGUGGAUGCCAAUGUCACCUUUGUUGAUAUCUUUAACAUAAAAUUCAACCUCAUUGCAAAUUAUUCCCGAUACGGAUUUGAACAACCAAUUAUGGCUUGCUGUGGGUACGGGGGUCCACCAUUGAAUUAUGACAGUCGCAUUAGCUGUGGCCAAACAAAGAUCUUGAACGGGACUUCGGCCACGGCCAAAGGGUGCUCAGACAGCACUGAGUAUGUCAAUUGGGAUGGAAUUCAUUACACUGAGGCUGCAAAUCAGUAUGUCUCAUCACAGAUACUCACUGGAAAAUAUUCUGAUCCUCCUUUCGCGGAAAAGAUGCCUUUCCUACUGAAGCUCAAGUUCUGAAAAGAAUAUGCUUAUUAUUAUAUGAUUAUUUGUUCUUUGUCUCCCUCAUUUGUUGACUUCUAACAAGUAAUUGUAAGCUAUCAUUUGAAACCAGUUUCUGACGAGAAGUAUCUUGUGGCUGGAAACUAGUAAUACAGGGAAUGCACUUUAUCAUUUGAAGUGGGCUGCGUAGCUCUCACAACAGGUUAUAGCUUUAACUGUAAUUUCUAAAUGGGAUGGUGCUUCAACCAAAAUAUUGGAAUAAAAAAAAUGUGGUUUCGCUUGAAACGAUUCGGAUAA